AUGGCGAACCAGGUUCCAUCUCCGCCAGCCAAAUCCGGGCCCAAGCCGACCCUGACAGACGUCGGCUAUCUGCCCCCAACGCGAGGCCUCUUGUCAACGCUGCCAGCCUCGUGGGCCCCGUACGCCGAGCUGAUUCGGCUGCACCAACCCCACGGCAUCUUUAUCGUCGGGUUCCCGCAUGUCGUCGGGCUCAUGUACGCCGCCUCGGUGCUGGAGACGCCGAUGCCCCCGGCGGCACUGUGGGAGCGUGCCACCGUCUUGUCGAGCUGGGUCUUCUUCUCUCGCAGUGCCGGGUGCGCGUGGAACGACAUCAUCGACCAGGAUCUCGACCGUCAGACGGCCCGGUGUCGCAACCGGCCCGUCGCACGUGGCGCCAUCUCUACUCCCCACGCCCUCAUCUACACCUUCUUCCUGUACGCAGCCGCACUGGCGCCACUGUGGUGGUUCUUGCCAUCCGAGUGCACCUGGUCUGCAUUUGUGUCCAUAGCGCUGUCUCUCAUCUACCCCUUCGGCAAGCGUUUCACCCACUUCGCGCAGGUGAUGCUAGGCACGGCGCUGGGGUCGACCAUUUUCCUAACGGCCUACAGCGUGGGCCUGCCCGCCCUGACAUCCUCGGCGUGGCUGCUGCCGACCGGCUGCCUCACCGCGACGAUCGUGCUGCUGGUCGUCUUCUACGACACGGUGUACGCGCGCGCCGACACGGCCGACGACCUCCGCUCGGGCGUCAAGGGCAUGGCCGUGCGCUACCGCCACAACAUCGAGGGCCUCUUCCUCGUCCUCACGGCCGGCAUCGUCGGGCUCCUGACCGUGCUCGGCCGCGUCGUCGGAAUGCAUCGGCCAUACUACGUCUUUGCCGUCGCAGGGCUCGCCGCCUCCCUCCUCGCCCUCGUAGCCCUCACCCGCUGGAACCUGCUACCCAGCUGGGCUGGGUCGUCGGCGUGGUUGUAUGCUUUUGGUAUUGCGAACUUGGUUGCUGGUUUUGGUAAGGUUUCGUCCGGUUCCUCGACCCGGUCCUCUCGCCACAGUGUCCCGCCCGGUGAGCAGAGCGAGGCUGUUGUCCGAAUCCAGGUCACUGUUGCGAUCCCUUUUGUCCUCGGGGAAAACGGCUUCACGCAAAAGCUUGAAGAGACAGUGAACUGUGUGGACCGCGAGCGACGUUUCGAGCAAGGUCAACAAGAAUUUGGUAUCGCGUCCGGUCUUGACGUCUUCACCACUGCAAUCCCCGUUCUGGGCCCGGAGUCUCUCAAGCACGAGCUCGAAAACGCUCAGAAACCCUGCGUAACAGGCCAAGAACAGCAGGACGAGGGUCGAGUCGAGUGCUACCCCCGUCAUGUGCCGUUUGCAGUGGCUGCUGCUGGCGUGUUGGCACACGGUGACACUGGAUGCGGAAGAAGCAAGUGGGCUUCCGCCGCCGACCUCUCUGGUUGA
Messenger RNA from Pyricularia grisea, 1428 nucleotides. RefSeq lists its product as uncharacterized. The record is from RefSeq and is a predicted model, not a curated record. Gene Ontology annotation, molecular function: 4-hydroxybenzoate polyprenyltransferase activity. Gene Ontology annotation, cellular component: mitochondrial inner membrane. Bases 1 to 1428 code for a protein of 475 amino acids. The transcript has 2 exons. Gene Ontology annotation, biological process: ubiquinone biosynthetic process. NCBI's taxonomy places the organism in Eukaryota, Fungi, Ascomycota, Sordariomycetes, Magnaporthales, Pyriculariaceae.